AUGCAACGAAACACCCCUUCAGUGCAGCAGGAGUCUGAAGGAGGGGAAAGCAGGGAGAGAGGCGGGGAGAGGAGGAGAGGAAGCAAGGAGAGGAGGAGGGAGAGAGGGGAGGAUGAGGAGAGGGGCAGAAAGAGGAGCAGGGAGAGGGGGGAGGAGAAGGGAGAAGAGGGGAGGCCGUAUGGUUUGAAUGAAGGGGAGGAGGAGCAUGUGGAGGGAGACGAAGCAGGGAGGAUGAGAAGGAAGCGACCGAUUGGCGAGAGGCUCAACUUCUCUGCUGCCAGGGAGGGUGAAGGGGGCAGCAACUUUCAGCAGAAACAGUCGGAGGGACGGUGGCAGGGAGGAAGGGAGGGACACAUGGGGGUGAGGGGAGAGGAGAGGGGAGCAAGGGAAUGGGGAGAGAGAGGAGGAGGCAGAGGAGGGAUGGGGGGGAGGGGUGGGGGACCAUGGCAGGGGAGGGGAAGGGGAUCACGAGGUGAUUGGGAUGGGGAUGGGGAUAGGGAUGGGGAUAGGGAUGAUCGUGAUGGUGAUUGGGGGAGUGGAGAGGAGGGGAGUGCUGCAGCAGGUGAUAGAGCACGGGAGUAUCGAAGAGGGGAUGGUACUGGGGGAAGAAUAGGUAAGGGUAAAAAUCGGUACCGAGGGGAGAGUGAGGGAGAGGAGGACAAGGAGGUGGAAGGGAGAGGGAGGUCCCGGGCUGCUAAGGAGUAUGGUUAUAACGAGGAUGAGGAAAGCGGUGGGAGGAGGAGGAGGAGGCAUAGGUUCAAGGAUCAAGAAGAGGAGGAGGGGGGGAGGUGGGAGAGAGGAUCAAGAGGGAUGCAGAAGGAGGAAUGGGAAGAGGAAGGGGAUGAUGAUAAUGGGGUGGGGGAAAAAGCAGGAGCACGAGGGAAGGAGAGGAAGAGAAGGGGGCGGAGCAAGGGGGUGGGAGAGGGGGAGUGGGAAGAGGAUGCGGUGGAUGGUGCUGCUGCUGUUGGUGCUGUCGAGGAUGGGAAGCAGGAGAAGAAAAAGAAGCUAAAACGAGCGCGGAAAUAUGAAAAUGGUGGUGAUGGGGGAAGAGGUGGGAUGGGUGGGGGGGAUGAUGUGCUGGGAGUGAAUCGCGACGCGACGCACGCGGAGAUUCGCAAGGCGUAUCACCGCAUGGCGCUUCGGCUGCAUCCCGACAAGAACCCGGGCGAUGCGACGGCCAAGGAACGCUUUCAAGCGCUGCUGCGGGUGUUUGCAGUGUUGGGGGACGCUGAGAGGCGGAAGGUGUAUGACGAGACUGGCUGCACCGGCGAUGGGGACGGCGAGGAUGGCACUGGUCUCUCGGGCAACACAGUUGCAGACCUUUACAAGUUCUUCCGAACAAUGUACAGUGAGAUCACAGUUGCCGACAUUGUGGCAUUCGAGCAGCAGUACAGGGGUUCAGAGCAGGAGGCGAAAGAAUUGAAGGAGCUAUACGAGCGAUUCAAAGGGCGGAUGGACAUGGUCCUGGAGUGCCAAAUCUGUGCACGGCCGGAGGUUGACUCGCACCGCUUCAAGGAUAUACUUGAUGCUGCUAUCGAAUCAGGCGAGCUGAAGGCUACUAAGGCGUACAAGAGAUGGGCUGCAGAAGUUGUCAAGAAACCUGCUCCUGCCGACCCUCUUGCUGCGGAGUAA
Messenger RNA from Closterium sp. Naga37s-1, 1632 nucleotides. The record is from the annotation of a GenBank genome assembly. NCBI's taxonomy places the organism in Eukaryota, Viridiplantae, Streptophyta, Zygnematophyceae, Desmidiales, Closteriaceae.